Ixodes scapularis (black-legged tick) is the source of this 2112-nucleotide messenger RNA. It is a transcript of the gene Ns4, whose product is annotated as guanine nucleotide-binding protein-like 1. The record is from RefSeq and is a predicted model, not a curated record. Gene Ontology annotation, molecular function: GTP binding; GTPase activity. Bases 322 to 2043 code for a protein of 573 amino acids. The transcript is spliced from 12 exons. NCBI's taxonomy places the organism in Eukaryota, Metazoa, Arthropoda, Arachnida, Ixodida, Ixodidae.
CUUUCUUUCAACGCGGAAGUACGCCACUGUGGAAGUACGCAUGGUACGCAUCGCCAACAUCAUCGGCUGCUGCUGGUUGAAUUUAUUGCGAGCGUGUGUCAAAUGGCUGUGAGGAGUGUCUGCCUCCGAACUUAAUUUUGAUCAAAUUUGAACAGAUUAGUGACACCUAGUCGGAACAAAUCCUUAAGCUCCUCUUGAUCAGCGUUCUGGCUGCCCAAAACGUGGAAAGCGUAUGCUCCUCGUGCUUUGUGAGGGGAGAGGCAUUGGACAGCUUCUGUCACUCAUUUUUGCGUCGCAGCAAGACUCUAGCAGAGCGGCACCAUGCCCCAGGGAUCGAGAAAAGUCCCUUUCAGUGCCAAGCAGAAAAAGAUCCAGUUGCAACAAAAGCGAGAGCGCAAACACGGAGGACACGGGGGCAACGUAACUAGGCAGGAGCCGUCGAAGAAAGAGCUCGAUGCAGAACAGCAAGCGCCUCUUUCCCUCGGCGAGGUUAUCCGCAUAAACGCGCAAGGAGAUGUCGGACAGCGCUCAAGUCGGGUGUUCCGGUACUGCCUGCAGUUCAAGAAGGAGUCCCCCGAAGAGCUUCAGCGACGUAAACAGCAGGCCAGGAAGCCCUACGUCGUUCUGCCAGAGAAAGCCCUCGAAGUGACUCCUGAGGAGUUCUUCCUCCCUGGAUCGGCACUGGACAUCCCAAAGCGACCGCCCUGGAACAGGUCCAUGACGAGAGAGGCCCUGGAAGCGAGGGAAGCCCAUUAUUUCCGGGAGUAUGUGGAGUCGAUCGAGCGGUCCUUUGCAGAUGCCGAGCUGAGCUACUUUGAGCUGAACCUCGAGACCUGGAGGCAGCUCUGGCGAGUGCUGGAGAUGUCCGAAGUCAUCCUGCUGGUGGCAGACAUUCGGCAUCCUGUGGUGCACUUUCCGCCAGCCUUGCACAAGCAUGUCACUGAAGACCUGGGCAAGCGUCUCAUCCUGGUGCUGAACAAGAUCGACCUGGUGCCUGACAAGUUGACUGCCGCCUGGAUCCAAUUUUUCCGAGAGCGCUUUCCCGGACUUGUGGUGCUGCCAUUUGCAUCCUACGCCGGCAUGACUGCAAAGGGCAAGAAAGGUAGGCGGCAGGGCAGGCUGCGUAUGGCGGCGGACGCCUGCCGGGGACUCGUGGCGGCUCUCGAGGAGAUGCUCGGCGGGAAAGUGGACCUGUCGAGCUGGAGGGAGAAGAUCGACGCAGAGUCGGCGGAGGAGGUGGCUGCCGAUGACGACGAAGAGGAGUCUGACCCGCUGGCCAACGCCCCGACCGAACUGGUGGCGCCCGACACGAGCUUCUAUGGCGAGGAGGGCUUCAAGGAUGGCCGGCUCACUCUGGGCUUUGUCGGACACCCCAACGUGGGCAAGUCGUCGCUGCUCAACGCCCUGAUGGGUCGCAAGGUGGUGAGCGUGUCGCGCACCCCUGGCCACACCAAGCACUUCCAGACCAUCUUCCUGACGGACAAUGUGCGCCUCUGCGACUGCCCGGGCCUCGUCUUUCCUUCGCUGCAACCCAAGGCACUCCAGGUGCUCACGGGAUGCUUUCCAGUGGCCCAGCUGCGUGAGCCCUACUCGGCCAUCGAAUUUCUGGCCAAGAGGCUGCCCGUGCCCUCCAUACUCAAGCUCGAACCCCCCGAGUCGGACAGUGUUGGGCCUGCAGGGGACACUUACCCGUGGUCGGCGUUCGAGCUCUGCGAGGCCUGGGCCCUGCAGAGGGGCUACCUGACGGCCAAGGCUGGGCGCCCGGACUCUUACCGAGCAGCCAACAGCCUGCUACGCAUGGCCUUGGACGGCCGCACUCUUUGCCUCUCCUUCCGACCACCUGGAUACAGUUUGCACCAGGAGGACACGGCAAACUCUUCUCUCGUGGCCCAACUUGCACGCAUCCGAGGUGAAACGCCCGCUCACGACGAUGCGGAAGAAGACAACGAGCCGAGCAGCAGUGAAGAUGACGAGGAGGACGAAGACGAUGACUACGGUGCGCUGCAAACCAACAAGUUUGCCGCCUUGGAGGAUUCCUCCUGAACCAGAUCAGCAUCUACCCUCUUCUGUGCAGAGUAGUUUGAGUAAUAAAGGAAGCUUCACAACCUUUUA